Molecule: messenger RNA, 4130 nt
Organism: Staurois parvus
Lineage: Eukaryota; Metazoa; Chordata; Amphibia; Anura; Ranidae
Source: the annotation of a GenBank genome assembly
AAAGUUGUAGGGAAGAGUUUUUUCAAUCCAGACUUUGAAAAUUUGGGCAAUGCAUCAUUUCAAGCUAAAGACAAAGUUGAUUGUGUGAAUAGAAAGGAAAGUGAUGUACACCAAUCUAAAGGUUACAAUCAGAAGGUUAUAGACAGUCAUCAUCAGCUGGAAGAACAUUUGCUGCAGCCCUUGUCUUUUGAUACACCUAAUAAGAUCUUGGAUAAGCAAAUGGAACAAGAUAUGAGAAAAUUUAAGAAUGAGGUAGGAGUGCUACAAUUGGAAUUCCUGAAUUUGACAAGAGAGAGAUCACAACUGCAAAAAGAGGUAGAGGUUGAGCGAGAAAAGACUAAUAUAAACAAACAACUGGAUCUGCAAAAAUCAAAAAGAAGCAGUGACAUUGAGUGUGAGCUUCAAGGAAAAUCACAUAUUCAACCAAAAAGUACAUCAGAAUCCAGCUCCCAUGAAGGGAAAAAUGCCAGACAUUCUAUCCACUCUGUACCAAAGCAAGAUGAUAUGAAGAUUUCUAAACUACAGAGGCAAACAGAGAAUGGAGAUACUCUAAAAGAAGUUGAUGACCAUUCACUUAGCGAAACCUCACAGAAACCUGGCAAAGGGGCAGCCACUAAACCUGUUGAUGAAAAGUCUAAGGACGAUGAUGAGGAUAUGGAUGACUUUUCACAAUCAUCAGAUUCAGUAACUGAAGAAUAUGAAGUCCCUACCUCUGCAUUUAGAAAUGCCAUGCUGUUAAUUGAGCAACUUAACCUCGAAGGCCAAGAUUCUGUGAAUUUGUUGAAAAUUCAAAAUAUUAUUCAUGAGUAUGAACGGGUAAUAGAAAAAGAAAACCGACGACAUGCAUUACUGGCCAAAGAAGUUAAAAAACUGCGUGAGGAACGAAAAGAAAUGCAGCAAAUGACAGAAAAAAACAGAGAGCUUAAGUCUUUGUUGGAAUACAACAAAGUGGAAUGGGACAGUGAUGUAAGCAGCUUAAGGUCUUCUCUUAAACAAGAAGAAGAAAAGAGAAAGAGUGCAGAAAUGCUACAAGACCUGAGUAAAGAACAGCUCAGAAGGAAGGAGGAACAAUGUCGCCAUGAAAUAGAAGAAAAACAACAGCUGGAACUAACAUUAAGAAAUCUAGAGCUUGAAAUGAGAAGCCUGAGGAACAGCAUGAAACAGGUUGAAGAAGAACGCAAUGAAUCGCAACGAUUAUACACACAAGAGCAUAGUGCCAGAUUACUUCAAGAAGAAGCUCUUAAUAACUUAAAGAGGAGGAAUGAAGAGGAGGAGAGCAGAAAACGGCUAGCUAAAAGUGUUGAGCAGGUGCAAGGAGAACCCUCUGAGACCAAUGUAAAGGUGAAAGAAUUAACCCAGAAAAACACAACACUAGAAGAGGAAAUCCUUGUGCUUAAACAAGAGCAGGAGCAAGUACGGUCCCGGUAUCAAGAAGAAGAGAGUAGAUAUUUGGAUGAAAAGGAAGCCUUGACGGAAAAGAUUGAUGAUCUAAGGAAAGAUCUUAAAGUAAACGAGGAAACUUUAACCCAAACUGUAAUCCAAUGCAAUGGACAGCUUAAUGCCCUAAAAGCAGAGACAAACCUGCUAUGUUCAAAGUUAGAGCAUGAAAAGCAGGGCAAAGAAAGACUGGAUACUGAACUAGAGUCAGUCCGUUCCCGGCUGAGCUCUGCUCUACAAGAUCUAGAAAGAAGCCAGAUUUCAAAAACUGAUGCAGACCGCACUUUGCAAAGAGAGCGUGAUGACUGGUUACGAUCCAAAGACAAAUUCAAUCAUGAUCUCUCAAGCCUGCGUGAAAGCCACAAUAACUUGUCCCAACAGCUUAGCAGAGCUGAGGCUAAAUCAAACAGUCUCGAAAAUGACCUUCAUAGAACUGGCUUAUCUCUACAAGAGAAAACUCUCCUCUUAGAGAGUUCUCAGAGGGACGUGAAAGAAGCACAGAGCAGAAUAAAGGACCUUGAACGAUCAGUUCAAAUAGAAAAAGACCAGACCAACAAAAGCAGUAUAAAACAAGAGACAAUGCAGGAGAGACUGUCCCAGAUUACUAGUGAGAACAUGCAGCUCCGACAACAGCUAGAAGAAACACAGAAUAAAGGCAUUAUCAAGGAAAAAGCUGUCAGUGAUGUACAAGACAGAUUUACAGAUAUAUUCAGCAAGCUGCGAGCUGACACUGAAAGACAAGUUCAGAUAGUUGAAGAGAGAAACAAGGACUUGAUCAAUAAGUCUAAUGAGCUUAGAGAACAAGUUUAUAGGCUGGAAACUGAAAAAGUUGAGCGGGAGAGUUCUAUAAGACAGCUACAACAGGAGCUUGCAGAUGCUUUGAAGAAGCUAUCAAUGUCUGAGGCAUCACUUGAAGUUAUAACACGUUAUCGGAAUGACCUAGAAGAAGAGAAACAGCACCUUCACAAAGAACUUGAAAAGUUCAGAACAAAGAUACAGGAUCUAGAAGAACAGUUUCUUCAGUCAGAGAGACGUAACCAUCAGUUGAAAAAUUUAUUAGAUGAUAAGGAGAGGGAAGUGAUGGCAGCAUUCCAAAAAGUGCAGGAGCUUUCAUCUGCAACAGCUGGCAGUGAGAAGUCAGUCAAACAACUGGAGGAACACAUACAGAAGCUUGAAAUUGAAAAUGCCAAGAUUGAAGCAACUGCAAAACAGCAGUCUGUACAGAUUGAGACACUUCAGAAAGAACUGCAGGAAUCCAUUUCUAUUCGGAAUCGGCUAGAAGAUUUAGUAACUGGUUUGCAAACAUCAAAAAUUGGUUUGGAAGAGAAGUUGAACCGGCAAGUGCAUAAGCAAACAGUGCUGUCACAAAGCGCUCAAGACUCUCAUAAUUUGUGGGAAGAAGAGCUGAAGUCACGAUCACGGUUAGGAGUUCGCUUGGCAGAACUUGAUCGAUCAAAUGGAGAUUUAGUUGAACAGGUUGAAAAUGAAAAAAAGAAAGUAAGGAAAUUGUUGGAUCAGAAGAAGUCUAUGGAGGAACGCUUUGAUCAAGAAAUAAAGAGGAACAAUGACUUACAGCGUGAUGUAUCUGGAUUGAAGAAACAUUUAAAGACUACAAAGAAAAAGUUGAAGGAGUUUGAAAAUGGUGAAAAACAGCCAGUUAGUAUGAAGGAAGGAUCCUACAGAAGAAACCAUGAAACAGACAGCGAAGUGCUAAAACUAAAGGAAAAGAUUGAAGAACUAUCCUCAUAUUUGGAAAAAGAAUCCCACAAAUACAUUCAAUUAGAGGCCUCAAAUCGUGACUUGCAUGAACAGUUAUCUUCAAUGAAGACUUCGCACAAGAAUCACGAACGAUUAGAGAGAAGCAAGAGGCAAUUGGAAGAUGAAGUGUUUGAGCUCAAAAGGCACAUUGGUUCAAGCAAGAUGAUCAAAGUUACAUGGAGCAAUAUAAAAGAGAAAUUGAUGAAAGGAGCAGGCAAGAAUUACGACAAAAGCUGGAGGAGGUCAAUAUGUUCCUACAGGCACAAGCUGCAUCAAAAGACAAAUUAGAACAGUUGAGAUCUGAAAAUGAUGUUACAGUCAAGAAUCAGCUGGAACAUAGAAUUCAAGAUCUUGAAUCUGAGUUAAACAAAAUUAAGAAUAUACAGGAAGAAAAUAUGAGCCAGAAAGAUUCCACUCUCACAGAGCUUAAUAGGAUCAAAGACUUGUAUGCUGAAGAGCAGAAGACUAGAAAAUCAUUGGCUUCAAAGCUAGAAAGAGCAAAUGAAAGGCUUUCAGAAGCCAAUUCCAAGCUACUUAAUGAACGGCAAAGGAGCAAAUCCUUAUUUGCAAGCAGUUUUCUGAACGGAAGUCUUAAUGGAAGCCCUCUUUUGGAUGCAAGUUCACUUGGAGGUCUUGGCAGUAAUCCAGCUCUGAACCGAAGUCUGGGACUUGGAGGAGGUUUUCUCAAUCCAGUUGGGAGUGGUUUUACUGCUAAUGAAAUGGGAGCUUACUUUGUAAAGAUGCAGCAGGAGCUGGAAAAGAACAUCACUAAAGAAUUGGACCAAGCCAAUGCAGAGCUGGAUACCGGAUGUGCCAGAGUCUCUCCUGUGGGUUCAACAGCUGGUUCCAUGAGAAACCUAAGCAAUGACCAGGACCUUGUUUCCCAAGCAAGACAGCAGUAUCUGGAGGUCUUGAAGAAAAAUUACAAAAUUUAA